Messenger RNA from Suncus etruscus (white-toothed pygmy shrew), 1100 nucleotides. It is a transcript of the gene YY2, whose product is annotated as YY2 transcription factor. Gene Ontology annotation, molecular function: RNA polymerase II cis-regulatory region sequence-specific DNA binding; DNA-binding transcription factor activity, RNA polymerase II-specific. Gene Ontology annotation, biological process: regulation of transcription by RNA polymerase II. The transcript has a single exon. The record is from RefSeq and is a predicted model, not a curated record. The coding region runs from base 1 to 1068 and encodes 355 amino acids. NCBI's taxonomy places the organism in Eukaryota, Metazoa, Chordata, Mammalia, Eulipotyphla, Soricidae. Gene Ontology annotation, cellular component: transcription regulator complex; PcG protein complex.
AUGGCUGACAACUUCUCCGACUGGGGCAAAGACCAGUCUAUCUUCUUCUACACCGAAAGCCUGGAGGUGCCAGAGGAUUUUUUAGUGCAGGAGGAGAAAUGUUCAGAAUCCUUCCCUGUGGAAAUGAGCCAGGCGUCCGAAGGAGACAGAAGCAGCAGCUGGAUGUACGAAGACCACAGCAGUCCUCCUUUGAUCAUGCUGCAGCCGCUUCUCGGCAGCAACUUCUCUGAUGACCAAAACCAAAUAACCAUGGUCGAGAGGGAGGAAGUGAUAGAAAGCACUGAUGUAGAGAGCCUGCCUUCCUGCAGCUUCAACAGGCAGUUGGUUGCCUCAAACAGCAAAGACUGCUUCCAGCAGACUACAGCUUCCUUGUCUACCUCCCUGGCAUCAUCCCACAGUAAGUUCAACAGAAAGCAUUACCAGAAGAGUCCCAGCCAGUGCACCGACUCCAUGCAGAAAAGCAGCAGCUCCAUGGAGCAGGCACAGGUACAAAUUAAGUCCCUGGAGGAUGAGUUUUCUGGCACCAUGUGGUCCUCAAAUGAUGAAAAAGAGCACGAGAAUAUGUUCCAGAUGAAAGAAGUGAAUCAAUCUGCUGAUUAUCUGAGAGGGAAGACGCCACCUUCCCAAAAAGUCCCAGCCGUGGAUCUCAGUAUUCAGGAUCAAUUAAUUGAGUUUCUUCAAGCGAGCUCUGUGAAAAAGCAAGAAGAUCCUAAGAAACAAGUUCCUUGCCCUCAUACUGGCUGUAACAAGAUGUUUAGAGAUACAUCUGCAAUGAGAAAGCAUUUUCACAUUCAUGGUCCGAAAAACCAUGUCUGUGCAGAAUGUGGCAAAGCAUUUGGUGAACGUUCCAAGCUAAAACGUCAUCUCCUUGUUCAUACUGGAGAGAAGCCCUUUCAGUGUAAAAACUGCAAGAAACGAUUUUCUCUGGACUUCAAUUUGCGCACUCAUGAACGAAUCCAUACUGGAGAACGGCCGUUCGUGUGCCCUAUUCAUGAUUGCAACAGGAUGUUUACUCAGUCAGCCAAUUUGAAGACUCACCUCGUAACACAUUUCAAGAAAAAAACAUAACUAUUAAAAGCAAAGAUCUCUCUCAAGCUGGU